Dreissena polymorpha is the source of this 2882-nucleotide messenger RNA. RefSeq names its product GPI mannosyltransferase 2-like. The record is from RefSeq and is a predicted model, not a curated record. Bases 77 to 1633 code for a protein of 518 amino acids. Gene Ontology annotation, cellular component: mannosyltransferase complex; endoplasmic reticulum membrane. Gene Ontology annotation, biological process: GPI anchor biosynthetic process. Gene Ontology annotation, molecular function: GPI mannosyltransferase activity; alpha-1,6-mannosyltransferase activity. Lineage: Eukaryota; Metazoa; Mollusca; Bivalvia; Myida; Dreissenidae. The transcript is spliced from 5 exons.
AUUUGAUUGGUUUAAAAUUAUUCAGAGCGACCAAUCGAUGUUUAAUUAAUAAAAUCUGUUAGGAAAAGUGUUCAAAAUGUCAGCCAUCACAUUGAAUAAAACAAUUAUGAAAGAAAGACUUUUUAAAUUUGCCGUCUUUUCUAGACUGUCAUUAUUAGUCAUGCAGGUUUUCUUUAACAAGUUGCUACCUGACCACAAUGCAGAUGUAUUCAAGCCGUUUCAUGAAGAAAGUGAAAUGUCAACACUGGAUAAUCUUGUUGCUUUCAUAUUGGGUGGUUUGAAGAGAUGGGAUGGGGUGUAUUUCCUCCACAUAACUGAAUAUGGAUAUACCUAUGAAAACACUCUUGCUUUUUAUCCACUUUAUCCAUUAAUUGUUCGUUUGAUUGCAAACACUGUGCUUUUUCCACUUCAGUUUAUAGCUCAUUAUCAAAGUGUUCUAUGUCUUGCUUCUGCAAGUGUUAACUUUGUGGUAUUUGUGAAAUCAGCAUGUGUUUUAUUUGAACUUGGUCAGGAAGUUUUGAAAAAUGACAGGGUAGCCUACAAAGGUGCCCUUCUAUUUAGUAUUACACCAUCAUCAAUAUUUAUGUCGGCACCUUAUUCAGAGUGCCUCUAUUUUUACCUCACACUGCGAGGCCUUCUCAGUCUUGAGCGUGGUAACCUUUUGCACGCAUCAUUAAUGUUUGGAAUGAGUUUUGUGAGUAGGUCUAAUGGAUCGUUGAAUAUUUGUUUUUUAUUAUAUGUUUUGUCUAAGAGAACAUUAAGGGAAUUGAAGAGAUUAUGGAUUGAUGCAAGAAUAAAUUUUUUAGUGAGAUUGACCACACCUUGGCUUUUUAUAACAAGUACAUUUAUUCCAUAUGUCCUUCUUUUUGCAAUAAGUACAAUGCCCUUCGUUUUGUAUCAUUGGUAUGUUUAUAAGUUGUAUUGCACAAAGGACAUUACACUAGAAAUGCCAGGCCAUUUAAAGCAAUAUGGUGAAGAUAACAACUUGAAGAGUCCUGAUCAUGAGCCUUCUUCAUGGUGCAACAACUGGAUACCUUACUCUUAUGGAUACAUUCAAAGCCAUAUCUGGGGCCAGGGUUUCCUGAAGUACUGGCAGCUUAAACAGGUUCCAAAUUUCUUGCUGGCUGUACCAGUCACAAUGGUAACCCUGUCACUGGCGUGUACAUUCUUCAAACAUAACAGGUACACUUGUCUCACUCUAGGAUAUGACGAGGUUGGAUCGGCAAAGAAGAGUGAAGAUGUGGACUCAUUAUUCCGACUGGAGGGUUCAGCGCUGGUCCCUUACGUCCUGCAUGCCUUGUCUCUUACGGUAUUUGCAUGGUUCUGCAUUCAUAUUCAGGUGCUUACCCGACUGCUGUUCUCAUCUUGCCCAGUCCUGUACUGGCACUGCGCUCAUCUCAUCACUCCCCACACAACACGACAAAAACAGUACAACGAAUAUGACGUCAGUGCAAAAAGACUGGAAUCUGUUGAAGUGACAUGCCCCCAUGCAAAACCUUGGACUAAUCUCUUGACCAAUCAAAUAUGGAAUAUCCAACAAGAGCCAAUUGUCACUAAGCUUAUUUUAGUUUACUUUAUCGGGUAUUUUGUCAUUGGGGUCCUUCUUUUUUCAAACUUUCUUCCAUGGACCUGACAAAUAGAUGAGGAAAUGAGUAAGAAAUUAAAUAAAAGUUAAAGACUACGGUUCAGUAUGAAAUUGUUUAAACAAUACAUUCCAGGACAAUACAGUCACGCAUGAGCGUAUAAUGUAAGGCCCUGGAGUAUUAAUUAACUUGUAUAUAUCUGUUAUUUCAAAUAAAAAAAAAUGCUAUUGUUUAUAUUAUCAUUUACUCAACCAUUACACUAUCCCAUACACAAGAUUAUGGUUGAAGUGUUUAAUUGUUAUAUUAACUGAUAGAGUAAUCAUUUAAAUAUGUUUUGUCUUAUGAUUAUAAACAGAACUUGAAUUCCAAAACUUACUGUCAAUGUCCGAACUUCAAGGAGGCAAGUCCAACCGUCAUCUUGCAAUGAUUCUAUUGGUUAUAUUCAUUUCUAAGUGACUUAACAUUGUAUGAUUAUAAUAAUACGACUAUAAGUUACUUUAAGACACUAUUUUAUAGUCAUUAAAUGUUCAUAUAUGUUGUUAUAUGUGUAAAAUUCGCCAUUCCUAAAAAGUACUUUUCAGCUGUUGAAGUAUUUCGGAUAUAUUGUACCGUAAUAUUUCUUUUCUGUCAUAACUGCAUUUUUGUUUAGGUCAGAGAGCGGUAUAUUUGUUUAUUGUUAGAUGUAGAAUCUUUUGCUCAUCUAUAUUUGCUCCUAAAAUGUUCUUUUGUUAGUUAAAAUAUAUAUUAUUGUUGAAUGUUUUGCCGCUAGAGAACUUUGUUUAGGAUUUAGGAUUCCUAAAUGCAUUUGAUUGGUUGUAGCAAUCCUAAGUCGUUUUGAUUGGCUUAGCCAAAUUCCUAAGACAUUAGUGCGCAGAAUCACGCAGAAUCCUAAAUCCCAAGUUGCUGAGCGGCAGGUAUAAAUAGUGCGGGUAAACAACAUUUGGUAUCUUUCAUGAUCACAAAAAUUUCCGUUCAUUACGGCAUAAAAGUCAGAUCUUUAUUUAUUAUUUAGAUCUUAUUGUCAGAUCUUCUCCAUUCUGAGAAUGGUAAGCUAUUUUACAAGUUAAAACUAACUUUACAUCUUUGGUUACAGUAUUUAGUACAUUAAAACUGAUUCAUCCUAUGUCUUCCUAUGAACUCCAGAGAGCUCAAGAAUUUAUCUGCGCUAUACGAAAAUACUUGUUAUAAGAUCUGUGUUUAAAGUCUACAUUGAAGUGCCUUUUGAAACAUGCCGACUUUAUAAUGCGAUAAUAUUAGUAACUUUUAGUAUCUGCAAAUAAAAGAUGUUGAAAACAUGAA